CUCGGCGCUGGCUUUGGCGCUGGCUUUGGGGCUGGCUUUGGGGCUGGCUUUGGAGGCGGCGAUGGCAUCCUGCCGGCUGGUGAAAAGGAGACGAUGCAGAACCUCAACGACCGCCUGGCCAACUACCUGGACAAAGUGCGGGCCCUGGAGGAGGCCAACACCGACCUGGAGGUGAAGAUCAGGGAAUGGUACAAGAAGCAGGGCCCUGGUCCCGACCGUGACUACAGCCCCUACUACAGGACUAUCGAGGAGCUCAGGAACAAGGUCCUGGUGGCCACAGUCGACAAUGCUAACCUCCUCCUGCAGAUUGACAACGCCAGGCUGACAGCUGAUGACUUCAGGACCAAGUUCGAGACGGAGCAGGCUCUGCGCCUGAGCGUGGAGGCCGACAUCAACGGCCUGCGCAGAGUCCUGGAUGAGCUGACCCUGGCCAGAGCUGACCUGGAGAUGCAGAUCGAGAACCUCAAGGAGGAGCUGGCCUACCUCAAGAAGAACCACGAGGAGGAAAUGAACGCCCUGCGCGGGCAGGUGGGUGGAGAGAUCAGCGUGGAGAUGGACGCUGCUCCUGGCGUCGACCUCACCAAGAUCCUGGCCGAGAUGAGGGAGCAGUACGAGAGCCUGGCGGACAAGAACCGCAGGGACGCCGAGCAGUGGUUCUUCAGCAAGAACAGCCCCCUGGCUGUCACAGCGCUGCGGCAUCCCGGGGAUCCACUUCCCGUCCCUCCGGGGUCUGUGUGCUCCGGCGGGAGGAGCAGCAUGUCAUCGCGCUACGUCUCGCAGACAGUGAAGGAAGGACCUGUAACCACCCGCCAAAUCCGCACCAUCGUGGAGGAAGUCCAGGAUGGGAAGGUGAUCUCCUCGCGCGAGCAGAUUCUUGCUGCAACUGUCGAAAAUGCCAACAUCGUCUUGCAGAUUGACAAUGCCAGGCUGGCAGCUGACGACUUCAGAACCAAGUUCGAGACGGAGCAGGCUCUGCGCCUGAGCGUGGAGGCCGACAUCAACGGCCUGCGCAGAGUCCUGGAUGAGCUGACCCUGGCCAGAGCCGACCUGGAGAUGCAGAUCGAGAACCUCAAGGAGGAGCUGGCCUACCUCAAGAAGAACCACGAGGAGACCCAGGAGUACCGGGUGCUCCUGGACGUCAAGUGCCGGCUGGAGCAGGAGAUCGCCACGUACCGCCGGCUGCUGGAGGGCGAGGACGCCCACAUCUCGUCCCAGUACUCCUCGGCUCUGUCCUCGCACUCCGGCAGAGACGUCAUGACAUCCUCCCGUCAGGUCCGCACCAUCGUUGAGGAGGUGCAGGACGGGAAGGUGGUCUCCUCCCGGGAGCAGGUCGCGCUCACCACGCGCUAG
Molecule: messenger RNA, 1350 nt
Organism: Opisthocomus hoazin
Lineage: Eukaryota; Metazoa; Chordata; Aves; Opisthocomiformes; Opisthocomidae
Source: RefSeq, a predicted model, not a curated record